Molecule: messenger RNA, 2624 nt
Organism: Neofelis nebulosa (Clouded leopard)
Lineage: Eukaryota; Metazoa; Chordata; Mammalia; Carnivora; Felidae
Gene: DHX58
Product: DExH-box helicase 58
Exons: 13
Coding region: 143-2200 (685 amino acids)
Biological process (GO): positive regulation of interferon-beta production; response to virus; innate immune response
Cellular component (GO): cytoplasm
Molecular function (GO): hydrolase activity; zinc ion binding; DNA binding
Source: RefSeq, a predicted model, not a curated record
UGUUUCCUAUCUCAGCACAACCCCGAGCCGGCAACCAACACCAGGCAUUGGGGCUAACCACCCUCUGCCUCGGCAGGUGGUGCAGAUAAGAACUGGCAGGGCAGGGGUAAAGUGUAGUCUGUGUUACUCGCCUCCCCUUCAGAUGAUCAGAUCAGAUUCCAGAAGGGAGCUGCGACCCUACCAGUGGGAGGUGAUCAUGCCUGCCCUGGAGGGCAGGAAUAUCAUCAUAUGGCUGCCCACGGGGGCUGGGAAGACCCGGGCAGCUGCUUAUGUGGCCAAGAGGCAUCUAGAGACUGUGGACGGAGCCAAGGUGGUCGUACUGGUCAACAGGGUGCACCUGGUGACCCAGCAUUGCGAGGAGUUCAGCCACAUGCUGGACAAACGCUGGGCCAUUAUAACCCUGAGUGGGGACAUGGGGCCACGAGCUGGCUUUGGCCACCUGGCCCGGAGCCAUGACCUGCUCAUCUGCACAGCCGAGCUGCUACAGAUGGCACUGACCAGCCCCGAGGAGGAGGAGCACGUGGAGCUGAACGCCUUCUCCCUGCUUGUGGUGGAUGAGUGUCACCACACGCACAAAGACACCGUCUACAACAUCAUCCUGAGCCGGUAUCUACAGCACAAACUCCAGAGGACACGGCCCCUGCCCCAGGUGCUGGGUCUCACAGCCUCCCCAGGCACUGGUGGGGCGUCCACACUUGAUGGGGCGAUUGACCACAUCCUGCAGCUCUGUGCCAACCUGGACACGUGGCGCAUCAUGUCACCCCAGAACUACCGCCCCCAGCUGCAGGAGCACAGUCCUCAGCCCUGCAAACAGUACAACCUCUGCCACAGGCGCAGCCAGGACCCAUUUGGGGACAUGCUGAAGAAGCUCAUGGAGCGAAUCCACAACCGCCUGGAUAUGCCGGAGUUGAGCCGGGACUUCGGGACGCAGACUUACGAGCAGCAGGUGGUGGAGCUGAGCCAGGAUGCGGCCGAGGCCGGGCUCCAGCAGCGCCGGGUGUACGCGCUUCACCUGCGGCGCUACAACGAUGCGCUGCUCAUCCACGACACGGUCCGUGCUGUGGACGCACUGGCCUCGCUGCGGGAGUUCUACGACAGGGAGCGCGCCACUAAGACCCAGGUCCUGCAUGCCGAGCGCUGGCUGCUGGCACAGUUCAAUGACUACAAGAAUGAGCUGGCCGACCUGGCGACACGUAGCCCGGAGAACCCCAAACUGGAGAUGCUAGAACAGAUCCUACAAGAGCAGUUCGGAAGCUCCGACGGCUGCCGGGGCAUCCUCUUCACCCAGACCCGCCAGAGCGCUCACUCUCUCCUGCUCUGGCUUCAGCAGCAGCCGGGCCUGCAGAUACUGGACAUCAGGGCUGACCUGCUGAUUGGGGCUGGGAACAGCAGCCAGAACACCCAUAUGACCCAGAGAGACCAGCAAGAAGUGAUCCGGAAGUUCCGGGCUGGCAUCCUGAACCUCCUGGUGGCUACAAGCGUGGCGGAAGAGGGGCUAGACAUCCCCCAGUGCAAUGUGGUGGUGCGCUAUGGGCUCCUGACCAACGAGAUCUCCAUGGUCCAGGCGAGGGGCCGUGCCCGGGCUGGUCAGAGUGUGUACUCGUUUGUGGCGACCCAAGGCAGUCGGGAGCUGCGGCGGGAGCUGACCAACGAGGCGCUGGAGACUUUGAUGGAGCGGGCCGUGGCUGCCGUGCAGAAGAUGGAUGAGGCCGAGUACCAGGCCAAGAUCCGGGAUCUGCAGCGGGCAGCCCUGGUCAAGCGGGCCGCCCAGGCAGCCCAGCGGGAGAAUCAGCGGCAGCAGUUCCUGGCCGAGCAGGUGCAGCUUCUCUGCAUCAACUGCAUGGUGGCCGUGGGCCACGGGAGUGACCUGCGGAAGGUGGAGGGCGCCCAUCACGUCAACGUGAACCCCAACUUCUCGAUCUACUACACUGUCUCCCGGGGGCCUGUGGUCAUCGACAGAACCUUCAAGGACUGGAAGCCUGGGGGUGCCAUUCACUGCAGGAACUGUGGGGAGGCCUGGGGUCUGCAGAUGAUCUACAAGUCAGUGAAGCUGCCAGCGCUCAAAGUUCGCAGCAUGCUUCUAGAGACACCCCGAGGGAGAGUCCAGGCCAAGAAGUGGUCCCGCGUGCCCUUCCUCGUGCCUGACUUUGACUACCUGCAACACUGUACCCAGAACCUGUCUGACUUCUCCCUGGAUUGAGCCUCCUGUCCCUGCAGUGCCUGGCUCAGGCUGCAGGGGGCGGGAGAAUCCGUGGCAGCUGCCGUCUUCCACGGGGUGAAGCCCGGGCCCAGGCCCCUCUUGUCUGAGUCACCAGCUCCGGGUGUUUUGCUGACCAGCCACAGACGAACCCGGGCACCCAGGCUGGCUGAGACUCCCACGCCAAGGAAGCAACUGGAGAGCCACAGCUCAGCCUCAGUCUCCCUGCACACUCACAGAUACUCCAGUGCACUAGAUGGACGUGAGAGUUGGGGGGCAUUGGGAGGGAAACUGAGGCAGGAGGCUAGCCCCACUAAACUAGCAAUCACCACAACUUCCCUUGACCCCCUGACAUUCCUUCCCUGCCAAGGCCACUUCUAUUUUUGGAGGCUCCUCAUAAAUUGAAAAUAAAGAAGUAGAAAAUUGG